AUGGAUACGAUAUCGUCAGGCUUCCGUUGUAUAGUUGUACUGACAUUCGACUUUCUAGGCCCCAUUCGCCAAUACAUGCGCUCUCCUCCCGAGUCACUGCAGCAUGCACUCUCGACCAACUUCAAGUAUCCUGACCCGGACGUAUCACUCGAAGAAGCACUUCUGCAGACCAAGCUUAAACAACAACAGCAAGCGAACAUCAAUGGAAACAGGCCGCCCAUCGCCCCGCAGAGCCAGAUCCCUAAACCAGAAGACAAGGACUCGCCCGAAUAUAAGAAGAAAAUAGCUAUGCACACGCUCCCGGUCUUGGAGACGACAGAUAAUUCUCAGAAUUAUGGCAUGCAGGAAUCACUCUUCACCUCGUUAAAGGACAUUUUCGAAUCUAUAGCUGCGAGCCAGGAGCGUAUGGGCGUGGUCAGACCGCAACACUUCUUGGAUGUCCUGCGGCGGGAAAACGAGAUGUUCAGGACGGCUAUGCACCAGGAUGCCCACGAAUUUCUUAACCUGUUACUAAACGAGGUGGUAUCCAAUGUUGAAGCUGAAGCAAGGCGGACGUCAAUGCUGGAAGCAGAUGGCGAUUCAGAAUCAAGUACACCAACGUCCACCUCUGUUGCAACUACACUCGCCACGUCCGUCGGCGCAAAAACUCCUUACAACACUCGCUGGGUGCACGAGCUAUUCGAAGGCAAAUUAACCUCCGAAACAGAAUGUCUUACCUGUGAAAAGAAAUCACAACGUGAUGAGGUGUUUCUUGACCUCUCAGUCGACCUGGAGCAACACUCGUCGGUGACUUCAUGCCUACGGAAAUUCUCGGAAGAAGAAAUGCUUUGUGAACGCAACAAAUUUCACUGUGAUAACUGCGGAGGUUUACAGGAAGCUGAGAAAAGAAUGAAGAUAAAGCGCCUGCCCAGGAUAUUGGCUUUGCACCUGAAACGGUUCAAGUACACGGAAGAUCUGCAGAGGUUACAGAAGCUGUUCCAUCGUGUGGUAUACCCUUACUACUUACGGCUUUUCAAUACCACGGAUGAUGCUGAGGAUCCGGACCGCUUGUACGAGCUCUACGCUGUUGUUGUGCAUAUCGGCGGCGGUCCGUACCACGGCCAUUAUGUGGCAAUCAUAAAAACAGAGGACAGAGGAUGGCUACUUUUCGAUGAUGAGAUGGUCGAGCCUGUAGACAAGAGCUAUGUGCGGAACUUCUUUGGUGACAGACCAGGCCAGGCGUGCGCAUACGUCUUAUUCUACCAAGAGACAAGCUUUGAGGCCAUGCAAAGGGAACUGCAGAGCGAGCGAAUGGCUGCAAGGGCAGCGGACGCAGACCUCGCGCCUACAGCCUCUGUGGAUUUAAAAACCGCCGCGUCACCAUCAGACAUCAGCCGUGUUCGCAGCGCAGUACCCCAGCUUUCCGGCACGGAAAACUCCCCCCCCAACUCCUUCAAUCCUAUCAAGCAAAUCCCCAGCGCGCCACAACUGUCUACAAUAGGUGAUCCACCGCCCAGUGCCCUUCCUGCUACAACAGCAAUCGCUCAGUCACCCAUCACUCCCAUAUCAACUCCUAUAUCGACUUCUAACAAACUCCCUCUCUCCUUGCCUCGUAUCCCCCUAAUGUCUCGAACUCCUGACCGUGCCGCUGAAAUACAAUCCAAAAAGGAGCGAGCACGAGAAGAAAAGGAUCGUAAGGCCCAGGAGCGGGAAAAAGAAAAGCAGAAACGCAAGGAAUUGGAGAAAGCCGAGGCUCGUCAAAGAGAGCUAGCGAAAAAGGAGGAGCAGCUGCUCAAGUCCGCUCUAGACGCGAGUAAACUUACAGCCAAGGAGGAGAAAAGGAAACUGUCGUCUGAGAGAAAAAGGAUAUCAUCAGAGGCAGCAGCUGAAAGAACGAGAAAUGAUGGUAUGAAUGGGAAGGAUAAGGAAAACGGACAUAGCAACGGAAACGGCAAUGGAACUGCCAAUGGGAUUGCCGGGGGUUUUACAAAUGGUAUCAAUGGCAUAGCUGGCGGACUGGGGAAGCUGAAGAUAGGUGGCCGAACCCUCAGCUACAGCCGGAAGCACAAGGACAACAAGGACAAGGAAAAAGACAAAGUCCCUGAUCUCCCAGCACCUAACGCGCUGAACGGCAGCGCAGCGGCCUUUGAUUUUACAUCAUCAACUAAUGACCCUCAACAGGUUCUUGCUAUAGGUCAUCACACUGAUACAUCCUCUAGCCCGGUUACUGAUGCGGAACAGCAACAACGGCUUGCCUCUAGGGUGCCCGAACAGCUUAAUCAAUACGAAACCUCCCCACAGACACUUACAUCACUGCCUCAGCCCCCUCCACAGCCUCUUUCACCCCAGAAACAACCUACCACACGACGGAGCAGAUUCAGCUUACGCAAGAAAUCAUUUAGCGUGCUCUAA
Messenger RNA from Microsporum canis CBS 113480, 2391 nucleotides. Its product is annotated as ubiquitin C-terminal hydrolase CreB. The transcript has 2 exons. Gene Ontology annotation, biological process: protein deubiquitination. Gene Ontology annotation, molecular function: cysteine-type endopeptidase activity; cysteine-type deubiquitinase activity. Gene Ontology annotation, cellular component: cytosol; nucleus. Lineage: Eukaryota; Fungi; Ascomycota; Eurotiomycetes; Onygenales; Arthrodermataceae. Bases 1 to 2391 code for a protein of 796 amino acids. The record is from RefSeq and is a predicted model, not a curated record.